AUGGCCUCGUUAUUAGGAGCGCCACUGCUCCUGCUCUUCUACCUUGUCGCCCUCAUAUUACCCACCAACGCCGAGAACAUACUCCAGUCCUCGUCGCUAAACACCUGCCAGGACAACUCCGGGUUCACAGCCAGUCUGUUCAACGUCGUUUACUCCCCGAAAGAUGAAAAGGCCUACGUAAACAUAUCCGCCAUCUCGACUAUCGAGGCCAACGUCCUUUUCGAUGUCCUGAUCAGCAUAUACGGCUACUCCUUCUUUCACAAGGUCAUCAACCCUUGCGACGUUAAUCUCGCUGGCUUCUGCCCUAUGGUCUCUGGGAAACUCGGCAACCCUUUCAGCCUUGACAUCGACCCCUCGGCUACCGGCGUUAUUCCUAGCAUCGCCUACCAGUUCCCGGAUCUCGACGCCAAGGUCAGAAUCUUUAUCAACGCGACGAGCGGGACCAAGGCUGGCACGAGUGUAGCCUGCAUCGAGGCUACCGUGUCCAACGGCAAGACGGUCGACUUGCUCGGUGUCAAGUGGGCUUCCGCCAUCGUGACUGGUCUCGCGCUGGCCUCGUCUGCUGUCAUAUCGGGUCUGGGUCAUUCCAACGCCGCCUCGCACGUUGCCGCCAGCGCCUUGGCUCUUACCAGCUACUUCCAGGCCCAGGCCAUGGUUGGUCUCGUUGGGAUCAAACUGCCCCCGGUCGUCCAGUCAUGGACCCAGGAUUUCCAGUGGAGUAUGGGGAUUAUCAAUGUUGGCUUCAUGCAAGACAUCUUUACGUGGUACCAGCGAUCAACUGGGGGAACCGCUGCUACCAUCAUCGACACCCUUGAGAAUGUAUCGGUCGAGGUCCAGAAACGCGCUGCACCCUUGAUAGCCCCUGCCGCUGGCCUCUUUCGACGCGCAACAGCGAUGGUGCCUCGCAGCGUCCUGAAGCACGCUUCUAGCCUCGCGAAACGUGGAAAUAUUCAGACCGAUUAUGGAAGCUAUGUUGUCUAUGGCAUACAGCGUGUGGCCUUUAGAGCGGGUAUUGAAACUACGAAUCUCUUCAUGACCGGACUCAUCUUCUUCUAUAUCAUCAUGGUUGCAACAGCGUUAUUCGUGGCUGCAUGGAAGGGCUUCUGCGAGGUUGCUGCCAAAGCUCGGUGGAUCAAAAGCGAUACUUUCCUGGAAUUCCGUAACGGUUGGCUCACGGUCCUUAAGGGGAUUUUGUUCCGAAUUACCCUUAUCGGCCACCCUCCGGUCACGAUCCUCUGCCUUUGGGAGCUCACCCAAAAAGAUUCGCCCGCAGAGAUGGUUUUGGCGGUGUUCUUCCUGCUAUUCGUCAACGGAGCCUUAGGUUUUGCGGCCUACAAAGUCAUCCGCAUCGCCCAUCGCUCUGUUUCGUUGCACAGGAACCCUGCGUAUAUAUUGUUCUCAGAUCCUCAGACUCUGAACAAGUGGGGCUUCCUUUACAUUCAGUUCCGUGCCUCAGCCUACUACUUCAUCAUCCCGCUUCUCUGCUACACCGUGGUGAAGUCGUUCUUCAUCUCGCUUGCCCAAAGAGCCGGCACGGUCCAGGCUAUCGCACUUCUGAUCAUCGAGGCAGGAGCUCUGAUAACCGCUGCCGUGAUGCGGCCCUGGAUGGACAAGAAGAUGAGCUCGUUCAAUAUCGCGAUUUGUUCCGUCAACUUCGUAAAUGCCAUCUUUCUACUAAUUUUCACCAACAUCUUCGGUCAGCCAGACAUCGUCAACGGUGUGGUCGGAGUGGUGCUAUGGAUUCUAAACGCAGUCUGCACACUGGUUCUUCUCAUCAUGCUAAUCGCCAGCACCCUCAUUGUCUUCUUUACCGACAACCCUGAUGGUAGAUACAAGUUCAUGGCCGACGACCGCACUUCAUUUAUGAAGUCACAGAGCCAAUUGGGUACUACCAACGAGCUUGAUGCGUUAGGCGCGACGGCACGUGGCGAGAAGCCAGGUUACGGAUCAGGAAUGGAUCUGGAAGAUGGCGACAAUUCGAUUGCACCAAGCUCGUUCCGCCAACAACCGCACUCGCGCUCGACGUCUUUCAAUCGAACUGGGGCGCCGUCGACGGCCCAUUCCACGUCUAGCAAUUCACACCACGAUCGUCCCCGGACAUCGGUGGAUCCGGCUAUGCCUUUCUUGUCUUCGGGAGCGAAUAUCUCGCGAAAUGGAAGCCCCUCGAAUGUAUCGGCUGGGAACCGCUCACAACAUAAUGCGAGGUGA
Molecule: messenger RNA, 2208 nt
Organism: Anthostomella pinea
Lineage: Eukaryota; Fungi; Ascomycota; Sordariomycetes; Xylariales; Xylariaceae
Source: the annotation of a GenBank genome assembly